UUGGUCGUUACGGUUUGCGACAUGGACCUCCUUGUCGUAGCCAUUGGUUAGACAAACGCGUAGCCGCACGAAUCGGUGUUUGCGUCGAGCCAUGCAAUUGUCGAAACGACGAACCUUUCUCGAGUUGCGUCUCGGUACGGACCAGUUGCUCGACGUCGUGUUGCACAUUCGCGCCAGAGACUGGUCGUGGUUUCACGAGGAAGCACCAUCGGUAGAACAAAAAACCAAAUUCGAAGAACUGUUGGACCUACUCCAAUCCAACAUCGUUCCCCGUGUCUUUCAGGACGAAAUUGAACUCCUCCACGAGACCGACAGUGUAACGAAGGAAGGGUCCACCCCGAUGCCCCGCCAUCUCGGUCCCGGAGGGAUUCCGAUCGUGACGGGGGAGAACAACGACAUUCCCGCCACCGCUCGCGGUAAGAAAGCUUCCAAGCGUCCGCGUCAAACCAAAAAGCAAAAGGAGCUCGAGCAGAGACAAGCAUUGGAGGUGGAAAGGGAACAACGAGACGCCACCAAAGACGUGCGGUACGCGUUCGGGACCACCAUGCGCCUCGCCUACCGUUUGGUCGUCAUUCCGCCGGGUCGUACCGCGACUCUGGUCUUUGCACCGCAUGCUUCCCAAUCCAACACUUCCAUGCCGGCAUUGCAGGCGUUGACCAAACUUUCUAAGCGUUUGCAUAUUUGGUGCUCGCCAUACCGACACCACCACACACACUCACAUUCCAGCAGUGGAAACCACGAAGACGCGUUGGCUACGGCUGUACGGGACGAAGGCAGCGGCUUCUAUCGCCCAGAGAUGAUUCCCGUCUCCAAUCUAUUUCGCAUGCCGGCUGAGGAGGAAACUUGAACGAGGUCGAUGGCCGUAGUCAAUGAUAGCGAGAAUG
This is a messenger RNA of Phaeodactylum tricornutum CCAP 1055/1, 884 nucleotides long. RefSeq lists its product with no specific name. The record is from RefSeq and is a predicted model, not a curated record. NCBI's taxonomy places the organism in Eukaryota, Bacillariophyta, Bacillariophyceae, Surirellales, Neidiaceae. The coding region runs from base 92 to 847 and encodes 251 amino acids. The transcript has a single exon.